Messenger RNA from Zerene cesonia (dogface butterfly), 1722 nucleotides. RefSeq lists its product as uncharacterized. The transcript has 3 exons. NCBI's taxonomy places the organism in Eukaryota, Metazoa, Arthropoda, Insecta, Lepidoptera, Pieridae. The record is from RefSeq and is a predicted model, not a curated record. Bases 114 to 1127 code for a protein of 337 amino acids.
ACCAGCGGCCGAGUUGGUGACGUCAUCCGACACACACAAGCGAGGCUCGCCAUCGCUGCGUAUCUACAUAAAUUCAUUGGUGUGCACGCACCGGCGCCGCACGCAUCAGCGCGAUGGCCACUGUUAAUAUUAUUAAAAAAAAACAUAGCUACAAAUAUUGUAUUGUGCCCACGUGUCGCUCCACGACUUUUAAAUGUCCAAAUAAACUGUUUUUUCACGUACCCAAUAAUCCAGUGAGACGCAGGCAGUGGUGCGAAGUUAUGAAACGAGACUUGAUCGGACCUAAAAGCACUAAUUACGUGUGCGAAGAUCAUUUUGACGUUGACAGCGACGUAGAAAAUAUAAUAAGAUAUAGGUUAUUUGGUGGAAUACCGAGGUUAAGAUCCAGUGUCUGUCCGCAUAAAUAUGUUUGCCGGAAUCAAGAAGAGUCUACAAUAACAGGUGGAAUUGAAGAGAAAACCCCUCCAACACAAGUAGUGACUUCAUCGGAGACAUCUCAAAAUGAUAAAACUAAAACACUAGAUCAACCAGAAGAAGUUGAUUUUACAGCUUCAGUGAUAGAUAAUAAACGCGUUAUAGCGAUCAAACGAAUUCCAGCUGAUGUAACUCAACGCACGGAUAAGCCAAUACAAAACAUUAAAAGGAAAACCAGCCAGAUUAAAAUAGAAAAUACACACAUACACACAGCACUUGUCAACAACCUUUUGGAGGACAUAUCUGCAGCGAUAUGUAGUUCUUCGAAGUCCAACCAAGACAAGGGUGAUGAGGAAGGCGAUGAAGCCGUCUCCACCAGCUCCGAACCGGACGUGAUAAAGAGCGAAAUCUGUUACACUGAUCACGAGAUUGUGGUUCCCAAUGUUGCGGAGCCUCCUGUCAAGAGACGCAAGACCAAACUGGAUGUUAUGAACACCAAGAUUGGAGAAUUGAAAGACAUCGUGAAUUCCAAUGAAAACGACGAAUGUGCUCUCUUCGGGAAGUACAUAGGGCUGCAGCUGAAAAAGAUGACGCAUGAGACCAGAACCAUCUGUCAGUUAAACAUACAGAAGUUGUGCUCUGAGGCGCUUCUUAACGAGAUACAUGAAGGCACCAGCAGGAUCACAGUUGACGUUGUUCAUAUGACCAAGUGAAAUGCCGAGUUUAUUUGAUGUGUUGGUUUAAUGCUUUGUUUGGAUGGGAAGAUUUUUAACGCAAUGACGGAAAAGUGUUUUGGGUUCUGCUGCAUUUUACAAGUAUUGCAGAAGCAACUCUAGGAUCACUUGAAGUUUAUUUGAUUCAAUGUUACAGCUGGCAAUUAGAAGAUCUUCAGGGUUAAUGCCUUAAAACAGCUUGUUCUUUGUCAUAUUAUAUGUGUACAUUUGGUAGUUAACGAUUAAAUAUUAUAUUAUAACUUGUACCUAAGAUUAUAUAUUAAGAUGUAUUGGGACUAAAGCAAAAUAUACAGGAGGGACGUAAUUAAAUUUACAUCAGAUCUAUCAUCAUCCUUUAUUUCCGUUAUAAAAUUUUUAUAAUCGCACUUGGCUAAAAUCAUUUAAUACCUGCAGAUAAUUGUAUUGCAAAUUAAUGAUUGAUAUUAAAUUAUUGUUUACUUCUAAAUUAGCAAAACAAGUACAAAGCGUAAUUGGGUAUUUGCUUUCGAAACUUUAAAUUAUUAAUAAAUUAAAAGAAUAUGUAUAGAAACAAUAAAAAUUCAUAAUGAAUACAUGUUUAAAUUGAUGAAUUUUU